Molecule: messenger RNA, 3495 nt
Organism: Podospora pseudopauciseta
Lineage: Eukaryota; Fungi; Ascomycota; Sordariomycetes; Sordariales; Podosporaceae
Exons: 6
Coding region: 1-3495 (1164 amino acids)
Cellular component (GO): membrane
Source: RefSeq, a predicted model, not a curated record
AUGUCUUCUCCUAUCUUUGGCCAGUUUUCCCCCUGGGCCAGAAGACGGUCGUCUACCGUCUCCAAUCACUCUCAGGACCACCCCGAAGACCAAACCAUAACCUCAACCCCCCCAGAGCCAAUACCAACAUCCCAGAACCACAACAACAACAACAACAACAACAACAACAACAACAACGAUGCAAGGUUUCUUUCCUCCUCUGUCGGUUCAGUGAGCCAUCGUGAGCCUACAAGAUCCUACAUUCAUGGUUCAAUCAGGGACCCAGCCCGCCUCGAAAACAUCCAGUCAGCCCGCUCCGUCCGCGCUGACACGGCCGAACUCGCGGAUUACUUCCUAUCAGACAAGAAAGACGGACGCAGCGCCUCGUUCCUCUCCCGAGCACGCUCUCUCUCGUCAUCGGCUCGACCCGAUCACGCAAUCACAGGUGGUAGUGGUGGUGGUCGCAACAACAACAACAACAACAACAACAACAACAACAACAACAACAACGAACCAGGCGUCACCAACAAUAACAAUAUAGCAAACGACCUGCUCGGCGCAUCAAUCUCGGCCGAGACCAUAGAGGAAGUCUCUGAGCCGCCUUCGCCGGAGCCGUUGGAUGAUAGCGCCGAGGUUGACUCUGGAGAGGGGCCUUCGAUGAUUGCUGCUAUGCUGAGGAGGUCGCCGCCUGAGGAGAGGUAUUUGCUGCCGCACCAUAAGGAGGAUCAGAUAAGGGAGGAUGAUGUGGUGGAGGUUACGGGGGAUGAGGAUGAGGAUGAGGAUGGGGAUGAGGAGGAUGAUUUGAGCAGGCUGUCGACGAAUGAGCCACGGCCGUUGCUGUCGAGGUGGGGCGCGGAGGAGGAUGAGACAUCGCCGUUGAUGGUGUCGAGGUCUAGGGAGAGUAGGAGGAGCUAUGGGAUCAGCAAUGGGAGGAAUGGGAGUGUUGAUUUGGAGAGCCAGAAGGGGCCGUCGAGGACGGGGUGGCUACAUAGGACUGUUGACUCUGUCAAGGGGGGUAGGGGAAAGGUUGCUAGGGGGUUCAAGAGUUGGGAUCGGCAUGCGCUUUGGAAGAAUGUUGUGGUUGCUCCUGUGGCGUGCCUGCCGGCGGUGGUGGUUGGGUUGUUGCUGAAUAUUUUGGAUGCAUUGUCAUAUGGUAUGAUUUUGUUCCCGCUGGGAAGUCCAAUUUUCGCCAAUUUAGGAUCGGCGGGUAUUUCCAUCUUUUACGUGAGCACAAUCAUCUCGCAGUUGACAUUCUCGACUGGGAGUAUUUUCAGGGGCGGAGUCGGAUCUGAAUUGAUCGAAGUUGUGCCUUUUUUUCACAACAUGGCUGCCACCAUCACCACUUUGGUAGGCGAGGACAAGCCUGAUGCCGUCAUUGCAACUACAAUCACCUCUUACGCCCUCAGUUCGAUGCUUACCGGAACUGUAUUCUACCUCAUGGGCAAGUUCGAGUUUGGGUAUAUCGUCGGUUUUAUCCCCCGUCAUAUCCUGAUCGGCUGCAUUGGUGGUGUCGGUUGGUUCUUGGUUGCCACUGGCUUUGAGGUCACAGCGCGGAUGGAUGGCAGUCUGAACUACGAUCUUGAAACCGUGAAGAAGCUUGCGCAGGCUGAUACUGUCCCACUUUGGAUCAUUCCUUUGGUGCUUGCCAUUGUUCUGUUUUGGGGCCAGUCCAAGAUCACAUCCAAGUUCUUCCUGCCGUUGUACAUCCUCGUCAUUCCUGCUGCGUUCUACGCGGUUGUCUCGAUGCUUGGGGCUGUGGAUACAGAGAGUCUGAGAGGGAAGGGCUGGGUGUUUCAGGGGCCUCCUGAGGGUGAGCCGUGGUGGUAUUUCUGGACGCUUUACAAAUUCCACCUGGUUGACUGGAGCGCCAUUGUGCAGUGUGUCCCCGCCAUGUUCGCCCUCACCUUUUUCGGAAUCUUGCACGUCCCCAUCAACGUCCCAGCGCUCGCACUCAAUGUGGGGGAGGAUCAUGCUGAUCUUGACCACGAGCUCAAGCUUCACGGCUACUCGAACUUCCUCUCUGGAUGCGUGGGCAGCAUUCAAAACUACCUCGUCUACGCCAAUAGCUUGUUCUUUAUGCGCUCAGGCGGCGACAGUCGGCUGGCAGGUUACAUACUUGCCGCCCUUACCUUUUUAGUCAUGAUGAUCGGACCUUCGUUGAUUGGUUUUAUUCCCAUCAUGAUGGUUGGUGUCCUCAUCUUUGAUCUUGGGUUUGAGUUGCUGCUGGAGGCCGUGUGGCAGCCGAGGAAGAAGCUCAAGCUGCUUGAAUAUCUUACCGUCAUUGCUAUCGUGUUGAUUAUGGGUAUCUAUGAUUUUGUCGUGGGUAUCGGGGUUGGUAUCUUGCUGGCUUUUAUCUCGUUGAUUGUUCAGGCUUCGAGGGUGCCGGCUGUUCGAGCCAGUUAUUCAGGAGAGGUGGUUGGCUCGACAGUGAGGAGAAACCCUACACAGCAACACUACCUGCGCCAGGUUGGUCGCCAGAUCAACAUCAUCAAGCUUUCGGGGUAUUUGUUUUUCGGCACCAUCGUCAGCGUCGAGGAGAAGAUCAGACACCUCAUCACCGAGGACCAGUUCAAGAAGCGGCCUAUCAAGUUCCUCAUCUUGGACCUAUGGCUAGUCACUGGGUUGGAUUACUCGGCCGGCGAAGUCUUCAACACCAUCAGCCGCCUCCUCAACGGCAAGGGCAUCGAGCUCGUCAUCAGCGGUGUUGGGCCCGAACGUUCCUUGGGCCGCUCCCUCCGCGCGGUCGGGUUGGGAGAGGACGGGAUUGAAGUAAAGUUCCUCCCGGAACUGAAUUCAGCCCUGGAAUACUGCGAGAACGAGCUUCUCAAAACCCUCUAUGCCAACCAGCAAGAGGAGGAGCAGCAGCAGCUCAUUCAGCAACAGCAGCAGCAACCCUCACCGAGACCUUCGGCAAACUUGGAUGUGCCUUCUAGUCUGGGCCCGCAUUUUUCGUCUUCUGACCUGUUGGGGUCGUCGCCGAGGAGGUCUCAUCUGAGAGAAGCGGCCAAGAACUCUCUUGGCACGAUGGAAGUACGCAAAAAACUCACGAGAUGGCAGUCUUUCAAAGAGCCGCUGCGUCUCAUCCUCCGCAUCUUCCAAGACGUCUCGGAUAAAAACGAGGACUUUUGGUUCCGGGCUGUGGGGUACUUUCAGAGAAAGGAAUACGCCCACGGAACGGUCCUCUUCAAAGCAGGGGAGCAAGCAGAAGGGUUUUACCUGCUGGAGUCGGGGAUUUUGAGGGCCGAGUAUGAGCACCCUCAGGGGAUGCUGUACGAGAGUAUCGUCGCGGGCACCACGUGCGGGGAGCUGCCGUUUUUCAGCGAGACGAACAGGACGGCGACGUGUGUGGUGGAGAGCGAGGGGGGUGUGGUGGUUUGGGUUAUGGACCGGGAGGGGUGGGGCAGGAUGCAGAGGGAGGAAGCGGAGGUGGCGAGGGAGCUGUUGAGGAUUAGCCUCAAGUUGACGAGCGAGAGGAUGGGGGUUAUUACAAGUUAUACGCUUACUAUGGCUGGGUAA